AUGAAAACUAGAUCAGAAACACAAACAGCAGCCAAACCUGUUGAUGUCACAAUUAUUGAUACAUCGCUAAAGCCAAAAGCACCGGUCAAUAAAAAACGAAAAUUAGACUAAAUUUCUUCAAGUGUUCCACCAGCUAACGAUCCAGUACCAAAGACUUACAAGAAACUCAAAACAGUAGAUAAAAUCAAAUCAUCCGCCAUUGCAAGUAAUGAUGCUAAAGCUACUUCUGACCAGAAUCAACAUAUCUAAUCUGCCAUUCCAGCAGCAAAGGCACCCAAAUUAUCUAGAGCAAAUAGCAAAAAGAACAAAGAAGAGUAAAAAUAAGAGGAGAAUAAGAAUGAUAAAGACUAGGGAUAGCUUGGAGCUUUAAAUCAGAAAGCAGACCAAUUAUAUAAAAAUAUCAGCAAAUUUUUCGUUCCCAAGCCCUUUACUUAGCUGAAUGACAAAUUUGGAAGUUUGACUAAAUAUAUUGAAGUUACUGUACUAGAGCUUCUCAAUAAAGUCAAAGAAGAGGAAAUAAAUAAUCAUCGUAAGAAAGGUGAGGAAGAGAACUGUCCGAUCUGCAUGUGUGAACUAUAUGAAAACCUAGAAAAAAUGAGCGAGCAAGAGAUAAAAGAGAUGCACGAAAAAUAGAUUAAGCAAGAAUUACCUAUUGAAGUAGUGGUAAUGAGUAAAUGCACAGAUCAUUGCUAUCAUAAAGAGUGUCUCGUCGCUUAAAUGGGAUAAUAAGAAUGUAUCAGAUGCGCAGUAUGCUCAUAAAUAUACGGUGUUCUUACUGGCGGCAUGCCUAAAGGUACUAUGAGUUGGAAAUUAACACCUAAGAAUAAGAACUACUACUGCGACGGAUAUAAGGACUUUGGAGUUUGGGAGAUUAGAUAUGAUUUUCCAGAUGGUAUCAGAAAUGGAGUCAAGUAUCAAGGUACAAGACGCAGAGCAUAUAUACCAGAUAUCCCUGAAGGAAGGGAAGUCCUGACUCUAUUAGUUAAAUCUUUUGAGCGUAGACUAUCUUUCCUGGUUGGCACAUCUGUAACAACUGGCCAACAAAAUUGUGUCAUUUGGAAUGUUCAUCACAAGACUAACACUCAUGGUGGAAGCAGCUGCUUUGGAUACCCAGACCCUACUUACCUAAACAGAGUUAAGUUAGAACUGGCUGACAGAGGAGUGUUUUUAGAGAAUAUACAUGAGGUUGAAGCAGUCACUCUUAAUGGAAAUGGGCAAAGCUAUGUAAAUUGA
Stylonychia lemnae is the source of this 1233-nucleotide messenger RNA. The record is from the annotation of a GenBank genome assembly. Lineage: Eukaryota; Ciliophora; Spirotrichea; Sporadotrichida; Oxytrichidae.